AUAAUAAAAUUAAAUUUACAGUGGCCUAUAGUGGUAGUACCUCUUCUAGUACAUAAUGUAAAUCAACAUAGCGGUAUAAUUUAUCAAAUUACAUGCGAAGUUAAAUGGCGUAAAAAAAGUGGAGAAGAAGUAAUAGCAGCAGGAGGUCGUUACGAUAAAAUGCUCUCUUCUUUUAAAAAAAUUCUUGAACGUACUGGAAUGGCUAGUAAAGUUAAACAAUAUGGCGCCGGAAUUAGUAUCUCAUUAGAAAAACUAGUUUCUGCAGUUUCAGAAACCUCGGAAUCUGUAGAAUGUAAAUAUGGAAUCGACGUUGCUAUUUCUUGUAUGGACAAUCAUCAUCGCGGAAAAGAGAUGAUUAAUCUUUUAAAAGAAUUAUGGAAUCUUGGACUUAAAGUUACAAUUUUAGAUUUGAUUUCCCUUGAAGAAAUUCUUGAAUAUUGUCGAGAAAAUUCUAUCAAUCAUGUCAUUUUUUUAAAAAGUGGAGAAAAAGGAAGUGUGAGAAUUCAAAGUUGGGAACGUGAUAGAUUUCAAGAAAAAAAAAUGAGCAAUCAAGAAAUUGGAGAGUUUUUUCAAAGAUUAGAUAAUUCUGUACCCAUCUUAAAUAGAUCUGAAAGCAAAACUGCAGCAAGUGAUAAUUUUUUAAGUAAUAACAAUCCAGUUAAUGUUAAUAUUAAUUUUAUUUUAUCAGAAAGAGAUAAACUUUCUGGUAGUUCAAGAAGAAGUUUGAAAAAUUCUAUGAUUGCACAGAUGUCUACGUAUUUUCAGAGAAUUUCACAUAAAAUUCCUAUUGAAAUAUUUGCAGUGUUUUUAGAAAUGAGUGUUGUAAGAAUAAUAAUAAGUUUCUUAGAGAUUGAUGAAGAAGAUCAAAAUUUUUUAAAAAGUAUACAAGUUAUUAUAGACAAACAUCCAAGACAUAAAAAGUAUAUAAAGGAGAUAUGUGAAGAAAUGCAAGAAGUGAGAAAAGAAAAACAACGACCCGUAUUAAUACUGUACAGUUUAAUCGAUAAUCAAUAUAUGACUCUUUUAUAAAUAAGUUUUUUUUUUACAAAAGGUUCAUAAUAGAAGAUACAGAAUUCACAAAAGCAAAAAUAUAUAACAAAUGUUAUUAAGUGAUUCAUAAUAAAAUAAUUUACUUUUG
This is a messenger RNA of Apis florea (little honeybee), 1138 nucleotides long. It is a transcript of the gene Gcn2, whose product is annotated as eukaryotic translation initiation factor 2 alpha kinase Gcn2. NCBI's taxonomy places the organism in Eukaryota, Metazoa, Arthropoda, Insecta, Hymenoptera, Apidae. Gene Ontology annotation, cellular component: nucleus; cytoplasm. Gene Ontology annotation, molecular function: protein binding; eukaryotic translation initiation factor 2alpha kinase activity; ATP binding. The record is from RefSeq and is a predicted model, not a curated record. Gene Ontology annotation, biological process: DNA damage checkpoint signaling; regulation of translational initiation by eIF2 alpha phosphorylation.